UUCCUUAAUCCACGCCCACCUUUGCGCUCACCUUUGGCGCGUGCACAAAGGUGAGGUCCACUGCGCUACUUCCGCGCUCGUGAGAAUUUCUGGGUUGAAGUAAGAGGGAUUGUGUGAAGAAGAGAAAAGAAAAGAGAAGAGAAAAGGUGUGAGAUCAGCCAUGGCUGAGUCCCAGCUAGAGUGCAUGGAAGACGGUCGGAUCGGUGAGAACGUCCCGGAGUCGAGGCCGGAGUUUUACUACAGCGAGGCGCAGCGCGCGGCGCUCGAGCAGCUGCUGAGGAACGGAGACGGUGCGUUCAAGACGCGCCUCCGCGAGGACAACGUCAAGGACUUCCUGUCGGCGCGCGAGGUCAAAGUGGUCCAAAGCACUGUCGAGCCGUACAGCACGCACGAGGACAGCGACAGGAAGCGCGCGGGAGACUCGACGUCUUUACGCUCGACCUACUGGCCGGAGAUGUCCGACACCGACGUGCCGCUGCUGGACAUGGGCUGGCCGCACACUGGCUUCUUUAAAGGGGUCACGCGCGUGAUCGUGCACACACACCCGCCCAAAGACAACGGGCCACACAUUAAAGAAGUUGUCCGUAGGCUGAUCCAAGAAGCACACAAGGUUAUCGCUAUUGUGAUGGACCUUCUCACAGAUCUUCAGGUCCUACAAGAUCUGCUGGAUGCGGCUUCCGGGCGUGGCGUUGCUGUCUACAUUAUACUGGACAGUAAGGGAGCACCACACUUCCUUGACAUGUGCAGCAGACUGGUGGUCGGUCCUAAGCAUCUCCAGAAUAUCCGUGCCCGCAUGCUGAGAGGUGUAGGACUUGACCUGACCUUUGGAAGGAUCCCUGGGAGUUUGGGCAACAAAUACAUGAUUGUAGAUGGAGACAAAGUGAUGUUCGGAUCUUACAGCUUCUCAUGGAGUUCAUCGCGUAUGGAUAGAAACAUAAUCACCAUCAUGUCAGGACAGAUUGUCGACUUCUUCGACCGGGACUUUAGGGAGCUUUACGCCAUGUCACGUGAGCUCAACCUCUUCAAAGAGUUCAGCAUCAGUAAAUCUCAUACAGCAGCGUCAACCCGGGUGACUGUACCAACACGGCCCGCGCUGCCCGCCACCUCCCGCUUCCAAGUGAGUCUGGGAGACAAGGGGACUCUGAAAGUGCCCGCCCACAAAUACCACAACCCCAAAUACCUGUUAGCGCUUGGCGCCCUUCCUGAAGACAUCAGCUCUCCAGAGGAUCUAAUCAAUAAAAUGGAGGAAUCUAGAAAAAAGUUUGCAGCAGAAGGGAAUCCAGUGGAUGAAGACAAUGAGAUACUGGAAUCGCAGACCCCACCUUCAUCUCUGAAGGGGAAAAAAGGUACCAAAUUGUCAUGUGUACCUUCGAAGAAGAAAAGAUUUGCUUUCCUGCGAAAAUCUAAACAAAAAGGAGAUCCUGGUCCCUCCACUACGACAAAACAGGGACCACCAACCAGUACCAUAGAGGACAGACAGUCCAGAGAGAGUCCAGAGGAACCUACUGCUGAAACGCCAACAUCUGAGAAAACAAAGAGUAAAAAGCAGAACAAGGAGAAAAAGAGCAAGUCGCCACAAAGUGAAGAUCAGGGUUCAGAAAACAAUAGAGACACCAAGAAGGGCUGUGUCAUCUCCUGAAGACUUGAAUGAAACAAAUACACUUGAAAAAGAAAAGACAUCCAAGUUUCCCCUCACUCCAAAAGAGGCUAAAAUAUAGCUAAUGUUUGCUAGUUUCACUCUGUAGACUAAUUUAGCAAAUUAGUCUCUCCCAAAAUCUUUGUCAUAAAUACAUUCCCAAAUCUCAUUUCUAGAUAAAAAUAUAGACUAGGAUUUGUAUCAUAGAUCAUCUACACAACCUGUGCUAGAAAGCAGAAUGACACCAAGUUAUGCUAGUGGUCCAAGAUGGCUGCCCACAUAACAUGGUGUUUAGCUAUACUGUGAUGUGUGAGGGCUAAAAAUAAUUCGAUUACUUAUCAGUAACUGAGUAAAUCAGAAAUAUUAUGGUUGAUACUUUCAUCACAGAGUCUCUCAUAGGCAUAAAACUAUUAGCAUUACACAUAGGAACACACUCUUUGAAAGACAGAGUGGCAACAUUAUUUGUGGUUGCUUUUUCUUACCCAGUUUUUCUCCCAAUUUACACAUUUGCCAAUUCCCACCCACUAGCUAGCUCUACCCUAUCACACAACAGCUACCAACCAGAGAGACUAAAGGCUAGCACAUGCUUCCCCUGAGAAACAUGAAGCAAGCCACGAAAGCUCUUUCGAAUUGCUGUUCAUGCUACAACACAAGGUCACUGAACACAUUCGGAGGAACUAAAUACGAGCUUAUGAAGACACCCACGAUUUGCUAGCUUUGAUAUGAUUGCCAGGGGAGAGUAAGGCCACCCCUCCCUCCCAGAGAACACAUACUAUUUUGCUCUCUUGUUUUCAAAUGAGUUCUGUUGCUAAGUCAAGUGUUUAUAGUCACAGCAAACAUGCCCACAUUAGUUCUUUAUGGUCAAGCUGGGGGUGGUGUGGACCAGGGCUAACCCAUAAAAUCCCACACUGGGACAGCACAGGUUUUCUGUAGAAAGCCCACCUUUGGCACGCCCACACAAACCACUGCAGGCUAGCCCACAUCAGGCCACUGGGGAUUUGCCCAUCGGUGCGACAUUGGCCCAAUGUGGGCAUUACAAAACCCCAUAUGGGCCAGCAUGAGCUGCCUCACUGGCCUGAUGUUGGCAUGAUUACUGGGGUAUCUCUUCUGAAUAACAAGCACAGUAAACAGAAAUGUUGUCCUUGCCAUUAGCUAGGCCUUUCAUUAAUUUUGCCAAGCAUAAUCAGUUGACACAGUCUUCAGUGAUAGGCUGUGUAAAUCUACAGUCUGGGCUGGAAAGAAAUUAGCCCCAGCUGCUACUUCAUACCAUUCUGUGUAUUUUUACUUACGUAUGAUCGUUGGUGGUGCUAUUGUUUUUGCUUCCACAAAAGUCAAAAAUAAUCCACUUAAAGCCAUUUGCUAACAACAAAGAAGGCAAAAUAGAUUUCUGUUCACUGUUAGCUAGAUUAGCGUCCAAGCUCCAGUACGAAAUGAAGAAGCAGAUAUAACACUCUAAACAUGUCUUGGCUAAGUUUCUGCAUUUGGAGUGAGCGAAGAAUUGUGCAAAUAUGAUUUUUUUUCUCAGUCAUUCUAUUAACAUCUACAGCCUGAUUUUUACAAAAUGUUACGGACUCCUUAUUUUUUUUAAACUUGUACAUUCUCAGGAACAGUAAGCCUUUAACUGCAGUGUUGGAUUAAUGUACAAACUUGCAUUUCUUGUUUGAAUGUAUUUUAAAGGAACUAUUAUAGAAACUAAUUAUUUGUCUAAAACAGAAUUUAAAUAAUUGUUUGGUGCAAUGUUUACAACGGUGUUGUGAAAAUGAUAUAGAGCUGUGCUGCCAUCUAUUGGUUACAUUGUGCCUGUGUAUAUAUGUAGAGGUGUUUGUGUGUGUGUGUGUGUGUGUGUGUGUGUGGACUAAAAUAUAUAUGACAGUCACUGAACAUGAAUAUAAGUGUGUUACUUCCUCCUGUUGAGUUGAGUGUACUGGCAUGUGCUUAUGUGUCCAGGGUGUGUUGCAACAGCUUUACCACAAAAGGGAACGCCAAUUCAGGGAAGUAUAAGGGACGCAUUCUGCAGCAACUCUCAACAGGAAGCAGAGAAACACAGGAAACAGGAAACAGGGCCCUGUGGGGUAAAAUAGCACCCUAGCUAAACCACAAAACACAUGAUCACGAUGGCUGGGUGGUUGCUAUUAAAGACUGAUUUAAAACCAGUGACAAGUUAAAAACAACUGGUAGUUAAACAUGAGACAUAAGGAAGUAGUCUUUAAUGACCUUAAAGACCUAUAGAUGUUUGGAAAGGGUGAUUCCAUGACCGCAGUGCCAUUUUUAAAUCUUUUUUUUUUUUUCAACAUUAAAUCUAAGAAAACAAGUAUUUAACCAUUUGACAAAUGUUUUUUGUUUCUUGGCUGCAUUUUGCCUGAGGUUUUUUUCGUAGUUAACUAGCAUUCAUGCUAAUGGCAUGAGGACCUUAUGGAUAUUCUUAUGUUUUACUUAAAUUCAUUUUUUAAAUUUAUAAUUUACUUUCAGUCUGUAAUUUGGUUGACAAGGUUGUACUUUUAAAGGGACCUCAUCAAUCAAUCACAAUAUCACUGAAAAUAAAGAAUGGGAAUCUUCUUUUCUUCUUCCCAUGAUCUUCAGGAAAUUUGGAUGGUGCAAGUUCCUGGGGAUAAACAUGUUCGGGUAAGAAGGGUGUGGAACUAAACUGACCUAUAAUGGAGGACUCAUGGAAGCACAAGUUCAGAAUCAGAAUCAUGCUUUUUGGGCCACAUACACUAGAGUAUAUAAGUAAUUUGACUUGCUCUUGUAGAACAUUAAACAUCAAAAUAACAUAAAUAAAGGGAAAAAAACAUGUACACCUAUCUCAGUGUUUCCAAUAUGGCUGCAUUGAUUCAACCAAUUCGCAUUAUUUAUCAGGGAAAAGCUAUGAGGCAAUCAUAACAGAAUACAAUACCAUACAUGCCAGUUUUUUUAUUAUUUGUGUACUAUUAUUUAUAAAUGUUAGGUGUGCUGAAUGGCAUCAGUGAAUGUUUACAUCUAGAUACUGUACAUCAAUAAGACAGAUCAGACUUUUAUAACCUUGCAGUUCCUCAUAUAAACAGCAGAGUGAGCAGUGGCAGGCACAUAAUUAGUCUGUGAAACAGGAACCCCAA
Pangasianodon hypophthalmus (striped catfish) is the source of this 4728-nucleotide messenger RNA. It is a transcript of the gene sack1fb, whose product is annotated as family with sequence similarity 83 member Fb. The coding region runs from base 161 to 1639 and encodes 492 amino acids. Lineage: Eukaryota; Metazoa; Chordata; Actinopteri; Siluriformes; Pangasiidae. The transcript has 5 exons. The record is from RefSeq and is a predicted model, not a curated record.